Xenia sp. Carnegie-2017 is the source of this 451-nucleotide messenger RNA. Its product is annotated as ras-like protein RAS2. Gene Ontology annotation, molecular function: GTPase activity; GDP binding; GTP binding. NCBI's taxonomy places the organism in Eukaryota, Metazoa, Cnidaria, Anthozoa, Malacalcyonacea, Xeniidae. The record is from RefSeq and is a predicted model, not a curated record. Gene Ontology annotation, cellular component: plasma membrane. Gene Ontology annotation, biological process: signal transduction. The transcript is spliced from 6 exons. The coding region runs from base 83 to 451 and encodes 122 amino acids.
UUAUUGUCGUAUAGCUGAUUGUUAACGUUUUUUUUAUUUAUCAUUAGUUUUGGAUACAGCUGGUCAGGAGGAAUUCAGUGCCAUGAGGGAGCAGUACAUGAGAAGUGGGGAAGGAUUCUUAUUGGUGUUCUCACUUACAGAUAGGGCGAGUUUUGACGAAAUCAAUAAAUUUUACAAUCAAAUUUUAAGAGUUAAAGACAGAAGUGAAUUUUCCAUGAUAAUAGUGGGAAACAAAUCUGAUUUAGAACGCGAGAGAGUGGUUUCAUCUCAAGAAGGAAAUGAAUUAGGAAGGCAAUUGAGGAUCCCAUAUAUUGAAGCUAGCGCCAAAACGAGAACAAAUGUUGACGCUGCUUUCCAUGACCUCGUAAGAGCAAUUAGGAAAAUGAAGUUUUAUGCUCAACACGAAGCGCCUCAGAAAAAACCGAAGAAGAAAAAAUGCAUUAUCUUAUAA